AUGCUAGCGACACCAUAUAUCAAAUGUGACUACGAUAAAGUUUACGAACCAGCCGAGGAUAGCUUUCUUCUUUUAGACUCUCUUGAGAAGGAACAGCAAUUCCUAAAUGAAAGAUUCCAUUCUCAUCUAUCUGUAGUAUGUGAGCUGGGCCCCGGUUCAGGAAUAAUUACGACCUUCAUGUUACAGCAUGGGAUACCAUCCAAGAAUAAAUCUAUAUAUUUCGCGCUAGACAUAAAUCCUUGGGCUUUAGAGGCUACUCAUGCCACUGCAAAAUUAAACGCUUGCCAAGAUAAAUUCCUGGAUACUGUUCAAAGUGAUUUAACCUCCUCUUUAAGGAAUAAAGAAAUCGACGUAUUGGUAUUCAAUCCACCAUAUGUACCAGCUGACAAUGUUCCAAUGGUUCCAAGCUUCAAAGACGAUAUCGAUGAAUGGGUGGAUCUGGCACUUUUGGGAGGAGCAGAUGGAAUGGUUGUCACGAACAAAGUACUUAAAAACUUGGACAUCAUCCUCUCCCCCAAUGGUGUUGCAUACAUCUUAUUCUGCGCCAGAAAUAAACCAGAAGAAGUUGUGAAGGGAAUGAAGGAAAAGCAUGGCUGGAAGGCCGAAUUAGUCGAGCAUAGAAAGGCAGGUUGGGAAGUUUUAAGUGUUUAUAAAUUUUAUAGAUAA
Molecule: messenger RNA, 666 nt
Organism: Naumovozyma castellii
Lineage: Eukaryota; Fungi; Ascomycota; Saccharomycetes; Saccharomycetales; Saccharomycetaceae
Gene: MTQ2
Product: S-adenosylmethionine-dependent methyltransferase
Exons: 1
Coding region: 1-666 (221 amino acids)
Source: RefSeq, a predicted model, not a curated record